This is a messenger RNA of Coregonus sp. 'balchen', 2831 nucleotides long. NCBI's taxonomy places the organism in Eukaryota, Metazoa, Chordata, Actinopteri, Salmoniformes, Salmonidae. The record is from the annotation of a GenBank genome assembly.
AAUUGAGUAUGCACACAGUAUUUAGCUAUUGAACACAAAUAAUCAAAAAUGGAUAUUUGCUGUGAGACGGCCUCAGAAGAACUUGACAAGACCAAAAGGCUUUUGUAAGUUGUUGAUGUAAUUUAAUUGUGUAAUUAUUAUUAUUUUUUAAAUAAAAAGUUGUUAUAGGCUUUAUGAGCACAUAUUUGUUAUGUAUUAUAUUUCCAUAAUUUCAUCACAUAUAUGGUAAAUGAUAAUGUCACUGAUAAGUGUGCUAUAAGACAUUAUUAAAAAUAACACUGUGAACAUUCUUUCUGCUUUCUUAUCAUUUCAUCAGCAGGCAUUUUCCCUGGAAAUCCAGACUCCACAAAUUCAUCCAUAGUUCAUCAAGGAAUAUAAUGCCCAGGUAUGUAUUUUCAAUAUAUUCAAUUUCGCGCCGUCCUCCAGACGCUUGUUCCCGUUUUCUAAACGUUAUGCGCAUGUGCUCAACAACAAACCUGUCACUGACAUUCACACUUCUACUCAAUACAACAUAUAUUUAAUUUAACGUCACACUGUUCACUGUAUAACAUAAUACUGAAUAGAAUGGCUAAUUUGCUCAUAUUUGCAACACACCACUCUCUCCCAAACAUCCGCACACUGCUCCCAACUUUAACAACUUUAGGCACCAAACAGAAUAUAAGGAUUACCAGAAAGAGAAAGAGUUUUGAUAUAGUUUGGCCUAUAUGAAUCAAUCAUACCUUUGAAGCACAUCUCACGAGUAGCAUACCCUUUUCAUUUCCAUUUCCAUUUACGUCAUUUAGCAGACGCUCUUAUCCAGAGCGACUUACAAAUUGGGUUCCUGUGCCAAUCAAAUUUGCCUAGACCUACUGUCAAGCUAGCAGGUUGUUAGCUAGAUAGGUAACAUGACUGAACAACGUUGUUUGUUAUCAAAACAAUCAUUAGCAGGACGAUUAUGCGAACGAAAUCGAGCAGGGAGAAAAAAAAAGGUAGCUCCGGUUAUAGGAGUGAUUUUUUUUUUACACGUUUUCUUUGCUCUAAAGCUGCAGGCAUACCUGUCGAGAAGCAGUUUUUCCUCUCUGGCACUGCUGCAUGACAGCGAAUUUGCAAAGCCUAUACUCAGAUUGGCCUGUGCUCUUGGUUAUAUCAGGGAUGAAAUUAUAUACAAUGUAUCAAUUUUGCUCGCUCGGCGCACUAAUCCAAUGUAUCAAAUGUACAAAUGUAACAACAAAAGACUGAUCAGGGUCUCCAUCCCUGCUUGCUAUCGAGGCUAAAUUAUACAUAUAUUUUAACUGAUGGAGGAAUAGAUGUGAAGGAAGAGCGGAAGGACAGAAGCAGGUGAGAGAGGGCAGGUAGGGGAUGCGGCUGGCUGAUCACAGCUGCCACACGUGAUAUGCACAUGAAAAUGAAGUGUACAUUAUUGGACCGGUGCUUAUGAUAAUGAUGAUAUGAUGAUAUGCCAUUUAGCAGACGCUUUUAUCCAAAGCGACUUACAAGUCAUGCGUGCAUACAUUAUUCGUUUUUUGUGUAUGGGUGGUCCCGGGGAUCGAACCCACUACAUUCUUUACUGAAAUUAUAAACCACUGACUUUAUAAACAUUUUAUAACAGGCGACAGCGAGUUCUUUAGAUCGGUAGGGCCGAACAUGUUGGUAGUAUCAUAUGAAACGGUACUAAUGUAUUCUAAAUUCUGAUAUGACGGUGGUACCGGUAUACCGUGCAACACUAAUUCAAUUACACUAUUCCCAUAUUUCAACCUCUUUUUGUUAUUUUAUUUCUUGCAGGCAAUCUGUUGAUGAGGCGAAACAGUGGGGACAAUCCUUAGAGAAACUACUCAAUCAUAAAUGUAAUUUUGUUUAUAUAUAUAGGAGUCAUAUUAUACAUAUUUUAGUAAAUAUAUAAAACACACUUUACUAGACUGCAGAGUACACCCAAGUUGACCCAAAUAUUUCCCCUCCAUUUCGCUUCUAGGUGGACAAGCAGCAUUUCGGGUCUUCCUUAAGUCUGAGUUUUGUGAGGAGAAUCUGGAGUUUUGGCUUGCCUGUGAAGAGUUCAAAUCCAUCACCAGUCCAGAGAAACUUGCCUGUAAAGCUACUGGCAUUUUUGAAGAAUUCAUCCAAAGUGACUCCCCUAUGGAGGUAAAAACACAUUGUUAUCAUUAUGACAAUACCAUCAUUUAGAUUACUUUAUGUUCCUUAUAGUGAUAAUAAAUUAGUGACUUUCUUUGAAAGUUAUACAGAUUCAAAAUAAUUAUAUUUUGAAAUUCCCCGUGAGUAACUCUGUAUUGUUGCACAGUGGGAGAAUAUAAUCUUUGAGCUUUCCAGGAUGACAUGAAAAAAAUAAACUAAAAUAGAUUUAAAAGUAACCUAAAUCUAAAACCAAAUUAGACAAAGAACGACUGACAUAUGAUAAUAGGUAAUAGUGUCUAAAUAGUGUUAUUUAAGCUUGUGUAGAGUGUGAUUAUUGCAUUUUUUUUCUCAAAUCAGGUUAACGUCGAUCACUACACAAGAGACACCAUUGCUCAGAGUCUCCACCAGCCAACGCCAUCUUGUUUCGACAGUGCCCAGAGGAAGGUCUGUAGCCUUAUGGAGAAUGAUGCAUAUCCUCGGUUCAUUCAGUCUGACUACUACAAGGACCUGUGUGCUGGUGGCAGGGGCUUAGGAAAACAUAGAAGAGUUUGAGACUCACUGACUCACACUCCAAAAAUGGACUCUGACAACCCAGUUCUCUACUUUUCUCCUGAAGUGUGCACUUGACUUGAACACUACCUCACAUGGAAUGGUUCACCUGAUAAACAGAUGAUGAAAGCUACUGACUUCAAGUGUAUGUGUUAUUUGUAUAUAUUGAUGGUGAU